ACGGUAUCACAAUUUUAGUAUACAUUACAUGCUAUUAAUUUUUAUCUAAUUAUAUCUCACUUUAUUAAAGUAAUGAGCAGCUCCAUAAUGAAAAUAAAGAAAUGCAUAUUAAAUAUUUAAAACGCUAUGUCGUUAGGAGUAGAGACCAUGUUCAUUCUGUAUUAUUAAACAGCUUCUUAAUCUCUUUUACGCUAAAAGCUCUGGCUAAAGCUCCGUCUCGUAUCUUCAUAUUAAAAGCCGCUAUGAAUAAGCGAGAUGGCUAUACACGCCAUAGUUCAACUCCGAUGGUAAACCAAUAGUUCCGUUUCGUUCGCACGCAUUGGCUUGUUUACGUGUGGAAGGGGGAACAUUUCUGUUGCGGUUUGGUGCUUCUGAGCUUAACUAUAGUUCAAUAUCAACUCUAUUAAGAAAGCUUUAAAGUUAGUUUUCGAGUAAAUAAUUUUGAAUAAGACAGUAGAAGUAACAGCUCCGCCUUAAAAAUGGAAGGUGGUAUGUAAAAAUUGAUGAACAUGUAUAGGAGUCCUUAAAGUGACAGAGUGCGCUGGCGUGUCGGGCUGUGUAUAUUGUCUCAAAAUGUCGUCGCGCGAGGCAGCAUUGUUUAUUAUCAAAAAGUGAUAAAUCAAAUGACUUUGCAAUAAAUACUUCAUCAUUUCAAAACUGACUUUGAAGUUGUUUAACAGUGAUUUAGAAAUGUUUGAGUGAACUUGAAAACUGUGAAUCGACAAUAGAAGAAAAACAUGUGAUGUGAGUUGGAUUUUAAUAGUGUGAAGACUGAAAACUGUUAACGAAUUUUUCUCUUCAUAUUUUUUACGCUAUUUACCCAUUUGAAAUGUGAUUCGAAUCAGAACCAAGUGAAAUAAAUGUACUUAUUGCAAAUGGUCCAAUAUUAAGUUAUAUCUAAAACAGGUACAUACCUAUAAUUGAUCUGCGCAGAAUUUAAGAGAAAACGUUAUGGCGGCCAUAUUAGGCGUGUGCCGGUGAUGCGCGUCGACCACGCCCACCAUGAGCUCGUUCCUCAUGAACGGCGGCUACCAGCCGCAGCCGGACCCCAAGUUCCCCCCCUCGGAAGAAUACAGCCAAGCCGACUACAUCCCUCCAGGGGAAUACUACCAGCACCAGCAUUUGCAGUAUGGUUAUCAGCACCAAUACCCGGUUCAGCUUGGUUCUGGAUACGGUUAUGGGGGGUAUUAUCAUCCUAUUCCUCAACAUCCACCAGUGGCGCCGCCGCCACGACCACCGGAGCCCUCGCAUCCGUCAGAAGCGGACCAUGGUUACGUCCCGCAUAACGAAGUCACUCCCGGUUUGGCUGAGCUUGGAUUAAGACUAGAAAGGCAUAUAGAGGAAGCGGCUCCGGCAGGGAGGAAGCUCCAUGCGUUGGGCAGAGAAGGAUCUCCCGCGUCAGAGCUUGAUGACGAGAGGCUGUUAUUGGACAGCCCGCCGGUAGAAGACGAUGAUUCGUCCAUAUGUUCUGAUAAUACGGACAGGGUUAUUUAUCCGUGGAUGAAGAAGAUUCAUGUCGCUGGUGCUUCUAAUGGCUCGUUUCAACCAGGGAUGGAGCCAAAGCGGCAGCGAACAGCCUACACCAGACACCAAAUCUUAGAACUGGAGAAAGAAUUUCAUUACAAUCGAUAUCUUACGCGGAGAAGACGAAUAGAAAUAGCCCAUACUCUAGUCCUGUCAGAAAGACAAAUUAAAAUCUGGUUUCAAAACCGGCGGAUGAAGUGGAAGAAGGACAACAAACUACCGAACACCAAAAACGUUAGAAGAAAAACUAAUCCCGCCGGAGUCACGACGACCGCGAAGGGAGCCACACCAAAGAGUAGAUCAAAUAAGAAUACGAAUAACAAUGAUAAGAAGAAAUCAAACAAUAAUGGAAGACCAGACAGUAUAGAGAACGUGACGGAUAAUAUUAUGAAUGAUUUACAUUGCGUCGGGGCGCAGCAGAAUCUGUCGCACGAUCCUUCUAUCAGCCCGAUGUCGCACACGGGCAUGAAUCCGGGGCACGCGAUGACACAGCACCACCUCCACAUGAUGGGCAUGCACGGCAUGGACCCGGGCAUGGUGGCGAGCCUGGCGGCGCAGGCGCACGGCUCGCCCGCCAGCGCCGGCUGCGGCUCCGGCAUCAGCCAGUCCAACCAGCCCGUCAUCAAGUCGGACUACGGUCUAACCGCCUUAUAAUGUGUAAAGAAAUAAAUCUAUAUUUUCCUCUAUGAACUUUCAGUUUUCUUACCAUUCCUUUGUGUCGAUAAUGUGUAAAGUGAUGAUUAAAAUUUAAUUAAUUUAAGAUUAUUUUAAGUUGUGUAAUAUUUAGGGUAACCAGUCAAAUAAUUGGAUGUUUGGAUAGAUAAGUGGGGAACUUUACAAUGUCAAAGUGUGAUUAUUAAUUAUUUUAGGCUAUAGGUUCUUCGAGUGUUGGGUUUGUACAUUGCGCUUCAAGUCAUUGUCGUCAUCUAUACUUUAAUGAGCAGUAUUACAUUAUCUUAGUUUGAUGUCUUUAAUACAAAUAUUUUUAUUUUAUAAAUGCCUAAGUAUAAAAUAAUCAUUGUUAUAUUUACAGCAAUUUUGUAAAGUUACCAUAAUAUAUAUUACAUUUAAGAGAGUGUAUAAAAUGUCGAUUUUCAUUCUAUAUGUUGUGGAUAUACAGUUAUUUAUAUUUUUGUAUUGUAUAAAAGUAGUAAUUGUGUAUAAUCAUCAGUUAAUUGGCAAUGACUUAGGUUUAGGUACAAAUUCUUGGCAUUUAGUUUUAAAUGAUAAAUUGUUUUGUAACUAAAAUAGGAGAAAUGUGAAUACGAAACCAAUAAAAUAGUAUGAGAAACUAAACUGUUAUUAUUGACAUUUAUUCAUUACUGAAAAAAAACCUGUAUAUUUAAAUAGGUACAUAUAAAAGGUCAAUUCCGUGUUUUUCUUAGAGUCGUGAUACGUUUUGGUUAUAAACUUUUUUGAGUAGGUACUUAUGAAAAAUCAAUUCUACCCUUUUGAGAGAGACCGAAUGUCUAAGACACCUUCUCCACUAAAAUUCUCACUUGUCCACUAAAAUAUUGCGCAAUGAUGACCAUUAUUAUUAAUAUAAUUAACCUUAAUCAUGAGGAAGCCUCCCAUGGUACGCAUACCCAUAGUGCCCAAAGAUAAGACAGUGAGAAAGGGAGACAGUCCAAAUAGUUUUUUUUUAUAUAGUUAUGAGUUGGUGGUUAUCACACUUAAUUUUUUUGCCAAAUACUACUAAAUGAUUAAAAAAAGACAAUUAUGUCACAUAGCUUCACUACAGUAUAGCUUUUAAACAUUAGAUAUAACUCCUAUAUUUGCUAAACUAUUAUAUAAUAUAGCAUUUUUUUCUUUAUAACGACCACUUCUAGAUGCGAGGUUAAAUUGCAUUACAAAGAAUAGGCUGUAAAAAUUGUAAGCAUAGUAGGUACAUGUCAGCAUCCACGAUGACGCGCAGGUUUGUAAAAACUAACCUUUGGUAACAUAACAUUACGUGUCAAAGCAUGCGUCUCCAUGAAUGACACGAUCUAUAGUCUACCUAUAGCGGAUGAAACAACGUAUUUCCUAAAGUAACUGCAUACCAUCGUGGAAUAUUUUUCCAAAUACAGAUAGCUCUACAGUUCACGUUCAAAAGUAUCACAGAUUAAUUGUCCUAAAUAGAGACAUAUCUCUUUUUGUUAAGAUAUCACUAUUACCAUUUACUAAUAUACUUUUGGCGCAUAGUCUGGUCCGCUACUUUUCAUGUAGACUGUACCCAUUCGAUUGCAAACAAAACAAGAUUACGCACGAAUCACCUAGCGCUUCACAAUUCACACAAUUAAAACAGCGCUUACUAACAUUACAAACCUCAAGAAGAUACCCAAUCGGCAUCGCCUCGAUAUCAUAACCUUGUGACAUUCGUAUCGAACGAAAUGAAAGCAAAAAUCGUAAUGUAUUCGUUGAAUGUGGAAUCAUCCAUCAACGUCGCCGGCUCAUUGUGUGGCCCGCACGCAACGUCUUCGUACACUCGGUGGAAAUACGUCUUAACAAUACUAUGGACACCGACUAUGAGAAGGCGGUCAAGCUCACGUUAUUUUUUGUUGUAAGCUGUAUAUUAUAUAUAGCUAGCCGACCGUAUAUCUAUGGAGAAUAGUGGAAAUUAGAGCAGCUCGGCCUAG
Messenger RNA from Cydia pomonella (codling moth), 4139 nucleotides. RefSeq names its product homeobox protein Hox-B4 (gene Dfd). Gene Ontology annotation, cellular component: nucleus. Gene Ontology annotation, molecular function: RNA polymerase II cis-regulatory region sequence-specific DNA binding; DNA-binding transcription factor activity, RNA polymerase II-specific. The coding region runs from base 1003 to 2178 and encodes 391 amino acids. The transcript is spliced from 2 exons. The record is from RefSeq and is a predicted model, not a curated record. NCBI's taxonomy places the organism in Eukaryota, Metazoa, Arthropoda, Insecta, Lepidoptera, Tortricidae. Gene Ontology annotation, biological process: regulation of transcription by RNA polymerase II; anterior/posterior pattern specification.